This is a messenger RNA of Laccaria bicolor S238N-H82, 2493 nucleotides long. RefSeq lists its product as uncharacterized. The transcript has 8 exons. Gene Ontology annotation, biological process: translational elongation. Bases 1 to 2493 code for a protein of 830 amino acids. Gene Ontology annotation, molecular function: translation elongation factor activity; GTPase activity; ribosome binding. Lineage: Eukaryota; Fungi; Basidiomycota; Agaricomycetes; Agaricales; Hydnangiaceae. The record is from RefSeq and is a predicted model, not a curated record. Gene Ontology annotation, cellular component: cytosol; ribonucleoprotein complex.
AUGGACAGGCCAACAAAUAUUCGAAAUAUGAGUGUUAUAGCUCAUGUCGACCACGGAAAAUCGACCCUUACCGACUCAUUGCUCGCGAAGGCCGGUAUCAUUGCGGCCGCAAAAGCUGGUACCGUUCUUGCGACCCACGCCAGAGAAGACGAAAAGGAACGUGGCAUCACUAUCAAGUCGACCGCAAUCUCUAUGUACUUUGAGGUCGACAAAGAAGAUAUUCCUUCAAUCAAGCAGAAAACUAUAGGAAACGAGUUUUUGAUCAAUUUAAUUGACUCUCCUGGUCAUGUUGACUUUUCGUCCGAGGUCACGGCUGCGCUGCGCGUUACUGAUGGCGCUCUGGUCGUCGUCGACUGCGUUGAAGGGGUUUGCGUGCAAACGGAGACUGUCCUACGCCAGGCCUUGACUGAACGCAUCAAGCCUGUUGUUGUAAUCAACAAAGUCGACCGCGCAUUACUAGAACUCCAAACGGAUAAGGAGGCUCUGUACCAGUCCUUCCAACGUACCAUAGAGAGCGUCAACGUCAUUAUCUCCACCUAUCAGGACACGGCACUAGGGGAUCUUCAGGUUUAUCCGAACCACGGCACCGUAGCAUUCGCAUCCGGCCUGCACGGUUGGGGUUUCACCUUGAGGCAAUUUGCCUCGAGGUACGCGCAGAAGUUUGGCGUAAACAAGGAGAAGAUGAUGGGUAAGUUGUGGGGUGACAACUACUAUGAUCCAACAACGGGGAAAUGGACUACAGUCAGCACCGGCGCAAACGGGAAACAGCUUGAACGAGCUUUCAAUCAAUACGUCUUGGAUCCCAUCUACAUCAUUUUCGAUGCUGUCAUGAAUUCGAAGAACGAUGCAAUCAACAAAAUUCUUGCAAGUCUCGCAAUCAAGCUUGCUCCAGGAGAGCGCGAGACGGAGGGGAAAGUUUUACUCAAAACGAUCAUGCGCAAAUUCCUUCCCGCUGGCGAUUCACUAUUAGAAAUGAUCGUCAUCAACCUUCCGUCCCCCACCACUGCUCAGCGUUACCGCGUCGAGACUCUUUACGAGGGACCGAUGGACGACGAAUCCGCUGUUGGCAUUAGAGACUGCGACCCUAGUGGACCGCUUGUCCUGUACGUCUCAAAGAUGGUGCCAACAACCGAUAAAGGUCGUUUCUAUGCAUUCGGUCGCGUAUUCUCUGGUACGGUUCGACCUGGCAAGGAGAUUCGUAUCCAAGGCCCCAAUUAUGUCCCUGGAAAGAAGGACGACUUAUUCAUCAAGUCCGUUCAGCGCACUGUCUUGAUGAUGGGUCGUUCAGUUGAGCCCAUUGAAGACUGUCCUGCCGGCAAUAUCAUCGGCCUCGUCGGCAUCGAUCAAUUCCUCCUGAAGAGCGGCACGCUUACAUCCUCCCCAACGGCGCAUAACAUGAAAAUGAUGCGCUUCUCCGUUUCUCCCGUCGUUCAGGUCGCAGUGGAAGUUAAGACCACUAGCGAUUUACCUAAACUCGUUGAAGGCCUGAAGCGUCUGUCAAAAUCAGAUCCUUGCGUUCAAACAUGGAUAUCACCAACAGGAGAGCACAUCGUAGCUGGUGCAGGCGAACUUCAUCUGGAGAUUUGUUUGAAGGAUCUCCAAGACGAUCACGCUGGUGUUCCCCUCAAAUUUUCCGACCCAAUCGUGCCCUACCGCGAGACUGUCAAAGCAGAGUCAAGCAUAGUCGCCUUAUCCAAGUCACCAAACAAGCACAAUCGUAUUUACGUGAAGGCCAUGCCCCUUGGGGAAGAGCUCACCAGCGCUAUCGAGAAAGGUGUUGUUGAUCCUCACGAUGACGUCAAAGCUCGAGCCCGCAUCCUUGCUGAUGAGUUUGGCUGGGAGGUUUCUGACGCUAGGAGGAUUUGGUGCUUCGCUCCUGACGCAACUGGUCCCAAUUUAUUGGUUGAUGUCACGAAAGGUGUUCAAUAUUUGCACGAAAUCAAGGACUCUUGCGUUAGCGCGUUCCAAUGGGCGACUAAAGAAGGUGUUUUAUGCGAGGAGAGUAUGCGGGGUGUCAGGGUCAAUAUUCUUGAUGUCACACUGAUCUCCGACGCUAUCCAUCGCGGUGGAGGACAAAUCAUACCGACUAUGCGUCGUGCCACAUUCGCCGCCUGCCUCCUUGCUACCCCUGCAUUACAAGAGCCUAUCUUCCUCGUUGACAUUCAAUGUUCACAAGAAGCGAUUGGCGGCGUCUACAGCUGCUUAAACAAGCGUCGUGGCCAAGUUGUUAGCGAGGAACAGAGGGUCGGAACGCCCAUGUUCACCAUCAAGGCAUACCUUCCCGUUUCCGAAUCAUUCGGUUUCAAUGGAGAUCUCCGCGCACACACGGCUGGUCAUGCUUUCCCGCAAUGUGUGUUUGAUCAUUGGGAGACCAUGAGUGGAUUGCCGCUGGAUAAGGGUAGCAAAAUUGAGGAUCUUGUGACGAAGAUUCGGCUUCGCAAGGGCCUCAAGCCCGCCAUUCCCGCGCUCGACACGUACUACGACAAGCUUUGA